CACGAUGGAUACGACGACGGGGGGAGUGGUAGAGACGCGUGCAGCAGCACAUGAAGACUCCAUCAACCGCGUCAAGCAUGUUACGCCGUGGCUAGUGGCGAGCGGAGACGACGCAGGCGUCAUCAAGCUUUGGGACCCGCGGCAACAAAACUGCAUCCGUACCCACAAGCAACACUUUGACUACAUUUCCGACUUCUUGUGGCUUCCCGACAAGCAGCACCUACUGGCGACCAGUGGUGACGGGACGCUCUCUGUGAUGGACGUGCGAUCCAAAAAGGCUGAGGCCUUCGCUCAGUCGGAGGACCAAGAAGACGAAUUGCUCUGCGCGACGACAAUCAAGGGUGGUGCGAAAGUGGUCGUGGGCACCCAGCUGGGCAUCCUCUCCAUCUUCAACCGCUCCAGUGGAUACGGGGACUGCGUGGACCGUGUACCAGGGCACCCCGCGUCGAUCGACACGAUCACCGCACUUCCGCCCGACUUUGUUGCGGCGUCCAGCAGCGCAGAAAUGGAAAACACGGUGCUCACCGGGUCCUCCGACGGGCUCGUCCGUGCCGUGCAAGUGCUGCCGACGAAACUUGUUGGUGUCGUCGCAGACCAUGGCGAGUUGCCUGUCGAACGAUUGGCGAUCGGAUUUGGCGGUGUUGCGCUGAGUGUGGACAGUGAUGCCGACGAGGACGACGUAGACGGUGGCGGCAGCAGUAGCGGUCAGAAGGUCGGCAGCAAAGGGAAACAAAAGGCGGAGGAGGAGGAGGAUGAGCAAGAAGGGUCAUCGACACAACGACCUGGAAGGUGGUGGGUCGGCAGUGUGGGCCACGACGAAGUCCUUCGGCUCACAGAUCUCGAUGCCUUCUUCCAGCAUCCUGCCCAAGGCGAAGAUGAGGAGGACAGCGAAGAGGGCGAGGCCUCUGACGCAGGUUCAGAUGGCGCUAGCGAAGAGGGUCAUGACGCGGAGGAACAGGCCCCAGAGGAUGACGCAGAUUCCGAUGAC
Mycena citricolor is the source of this 988-nucleotide messenger RNA. The record is from the annotation of a GenBank genome assembly. NCBI's taxonomy places the organism in Eukaryota, Fungi, Basidiomycota, Agaricomycetes, Agaricales, Mycenaceae.